Molecule: messenger RNA, 574 nt
Organism: Helianthus annuus (common sunflower)
Lineage: Eukaryota; Viridiplantae; Streptophyta; Magnoliopsida; Asterales; Asteraceae
Product: EG45-like domain containing protein
Exons: 3
Coding region: 30-422 (130 amino acids)
Biological process (GO): systemic acquired resistance
Cellular component (GO): apoplast; cell wall
Source: RefSeq, a predicted model, not a curated record
GGGGUUUCACAAUCAAAAUACAUUCCAAAAUGGGUUCGAUGAGCAGGGCUUUUAUCUUGAUCGCUAUGGUUGCAUGUCUUACAUCAGUUGCUCAUGCCAUUGCUGGCCAAGCAACCUUCUACACUCCUCCCUACGUUCCAUCGUCAUGUUAUGGCUUCCAAAACCGCGGUGUUAUGAUUUUAGCGGCAAAUCGUGGUUUGUUUAACAACCGAGCUGCGUGUGGGACUAGAUACCGUGUCAGGUGCACCAGCGGAACCAGAGCAGGUGUUCCGCAACCUUGCACAGGUAGGAGCGUUGAUGUUACAGUUGUUGAUCUUUGUCCCGGAUGUAAUCCAAAUCAAGUUGAUCUUUCCCGUGAGGCGUUCCAAGUGAUUGCUAACCCUGAUGCAGGGAGGAUUAACAUCGACUAUAACCGGAUCUAACUGAAAUGUGCAUGCGAGAUGCCAAUAACAAACUCUGUUUAAGAGUUUAAUAGGAAAUAAAAGACUCAAGGGCAUUGUAGCCAUGUUUCUAUGUGUCUCUCAGAGCAAUUUAUCUACUUGAAUAAAAUUCUGAGUUCAGAACGACUUUGAAA